Molecule: messenger RNA, 321 nt
Organism: Neoarthrinium moseri
Lineage: Eukaryota; Fungi; Ascomycota; Sordariomycetes; Amphisphaeriales; Apiosporaceae
Exons: 1
Coding region: 1-321 (106 amino acids)
Biological process (GO): secondary metabolite biosynthetic process
Source: RefSeq, a predicted model, not a curated record
AUGAACAGGAAACUCGCCAUAUCAAACCCCAAGCACGACACAAGGACAAUUGUGUUGUUUUUCGAGGACGAAACGACCCAAGAAUUUGAUGCCGUGAUAGGCGCGGACGGCAUGUUCAGCACAGGACGCUCGUAUGUUCUCCAGGAAUCUGGUGACAAACACGUCGCGUCCCCAGCGAGUUUCUGGGAUUGCAGGACCUUGGUGCCCCUCGAAAAGGCCAAGGCUGUCUUGGGUGCAGAACUUUUCGAAGUAGACCGGCAGUGCGGGUGUGUUGGAGACGGUGCUUUUGUCCGGGCAUCCUUCUUUGUGGACAGGACGUAA